This is a messenger RNA of Glycine soja, 1466 nucleotides long. Its product is annotated as BRI1 kinase inhibitor 1-like. Lineage: Eukaryota; Viridiplantae; Streptophyta; Magnoliopsida; Fabales; Fabaceae. Gene Ontology annotation, cellular component: plasma membrane. The coding region runs from base 191 to 1093 and encodes 300 amino acids. Gene Ontology annotation, molecular function: kinase inhibitor activity. The record is from RefSeq and is a predicted model, not a curated record. The transcript has a single exon.
UGACUCACUCUCUUUUCUUUUUUUCCUCAUUUUUUUGAUUCCUUUAUCCCCCUCUAAAGGUUUAUUUGACAUUCAUACAAGGAACAUUACAAAGCUUUUUCCUCUGGCUAUAACAAAAAGAAAAGACUAUACACCAAGAAUUUCAGAUAUUGCAUCAAAUCUUGUUAUCCUUCAAGGCAACCUCACUGUUAUGGAAACUCAUCAUCAACACCAAAAGAACACAGAAAACGAUGUGCCAAAGCAACAGAAUCAAAUUGAAGAAGCAGUGAAUAGAGAACUAGACCAAACAUCUUCGUCACCCUCUUCCCCUUCUCAAGAGUUCUCCUUCACAAUCUCCCUCCACCACUCCACAUUCCCAUCUGAUAAUUCCAAAGCCCCACCUAAUUCAUCAUCUCUUGCACUUGAUUUGUCUCCUGCUGAUGACAUUUUCUUCCAUGGUCACUUGCUCCCUCUACAACUCCUUUCACACCUUCCUUCGUCGCCUCCUCGCUCUUCAACUAAUUCCAUGGACAGCUUCACCCUCCCCAUCAGAGAGUUAUUAGAAGAUGAAAGCCACUCCAUUAAGGACAGUAGUGGCAGCAGCAGGAGCAGCACCUCAGACAGCAAUAACAGCAGCAAAAGAGACCAAGACAACAACAACAACAACAUAGGAAAAAAGGUACAGGGUAAGUCCAAAUUUGCUUUUUCAUUAUUUGGAUUAACCAAGGGGCACAAAGGGUACCAAGAUAAGGAAGAUAAGGUGAAGCACAAGAAGAAGGUGAGGUUUGAUGUGAUCCAUGCAAUAAAAAAGUACUUGAGAAUGGUCCAGCCUAGGAUGCUUUUCAAAGGACAAAGGGAGAAAAUUAGACCCCGGGGACAGUGCUAUUCUUAUUCAGGAAAUGUAACUCCGAGGAAUUAUAAGCAGGGUUGGAGAGGACAAUAUUCAGCACCAGCAUCAAUGACGACUUCUCCUACAAACAGUGGUUUAUUGAUUGCAACCACACCUCUUCCUCCUGCUAGUGACAGUACCAUGGAAGAGUUGCAAGCAGCCAUUCAAGCUGCAAUUGCUCACUGCAAAAAUUCAAUUGCAAAAGAAGAGAAGCUCAAGUGCUGAUUUUUUGUGUUUCCGUACGUAUCUUACUUCAAAGACAAUGUUGUUCAAGACAUCUUACUUUAUAGACAAUCCUGUUCGAGACAUAUCAGAUCACUAAAUAUGUACAUCUCUCUCAAUGAACCAUGAUUUGUCAGGUUGUGAAGGAUUAGUUCCUUUUACUAAACCCAGAUUAUGUCAGUUAAAAUACAAAAUCAAGUCUUGAUUCAUGGAUAGGAGAGAAUUUUUCUUUUCCCCUUUUUUGUCUCUUGAGUUUUAUUUCUUAUCAUUGAUUUUGCAUGUGGUAUUUAAGUAAUUGUGUACAUAAAAAAUGUACCAUAAUAAUGUGAUUAAAAAAGUCACAACUGGAAAUAAUACCUCAAAUGUUAUUAGAUUA